UCCGCACCGCACACAAACCAUCCGCACGGCCGCCGGCCGCCGGCCGAGCACCCCAGGAACCUAGCGACCAGCGUGCCGCCACCCGCCGUCCAGCACCUCUCGCCGUCCUCGCCCAUCGCGGCUGUGCGGCCGUGCCCCUCGCGGCCUCACUCCUUGCCGGGUGCGGCAGGCGGCAGCGCAUCGCUCCUUGCUUCGCUCCCCUCGGCCCUCGCCUCGCCGGCCGCGUCCAGGCUGCCAGCCCGCCCUCAGUCCAGCCAGCCAAUCGCACGGUCGCGCCCCGCGCGGCCCAGACCACUCGCCGCGCUCCUAAACCGCGCUCGCCGCUGACCAGCGCCGUUAAGCGCCCCAAACUACUAGUAGGUCGCUCGUUGACAGCCGGCCCGCCCCCUAUUCUCCCUCCACAGGAAACGCCGCCACACAAACCUGCUGCGCCGCCACCGGACUUCCCCUCCUCCCCUACCCCGCUCCCUUCCACCCAGCCAUCGCUGCCCGAUCCAUCACCGCAGGAGCGCCCUCGAUUGCCACACCUCCGGCGAGAGCGGGAAAACCUAGGAGAUGAGGCUGGUGGGGUUGACGGGCGGGAUCGCGUCCGGGAAGAGCACCGUGUCCAACCUCUUCAAGGACGCCGGAGUCCCUGUCGUCGACGCCGACGUCGUUGCUCGGAAUGUAGUGCAGAAAGGUACUGGAGGUUGGAAGAAGAUUGUAAAAGCCUUUGGGGAUGAAAUUUUGUUAGACGACGGAGAAAUCGACAGAGCUCGCUUGGGACAAAUUGUGUUUUCUGACCCAUCAAAGCGGCAACUUCUUAACCGUCUUCUGGCGCCACAUAUUUCUUCUGGCAUAUUCUGGGAGAUAGCAAAACUGUGGAUGAAGGGAUGCAAGGUUAUCGUCCUCGACAUCCCCCUGUUGUUUGAAACAAAGAUGGAUAGAUGGACAAAUCCAGUCAUUGUUGUCUGGGUUAAUCCAGAAACCCAGAUCGAGAGGCUCAUGUCUAGAGAUGGUUGCUCUGAAGAACAAGCUCAGAACAGGAUCAACGCACAGCUUGCUCUGGACUGGAAGAAGUCGGAAGCGGACAUAGUGAUCGACAAUUCUGGAUCACUGGAUGACACCAAACAACAGUUUCAGGAGGUGUUGAGGAAAGUCUCUGAGCCCUUGACAUGGAAGGAGCGUUUGCGAUCCCGAGACGGUCUGAUCUCUGUUGUCAUGUGUACAGCAGUGGGGGUAUUACUUGCCCAGAAGAACCUGCUAUGAUCCUGAUAAGUUUGAGGAGGUUAAAACCAGUGAUGUGUUUCUGGAGACCAGCACAAAUAAGCUUGUCUGGUGUCAUAAGAGUGUGGAAAUUGGAUGGCUGCAUUUGAACCACAAUGAUAAAAAUAAAAUUUCAUAUGAUUUAGUGUUUUACCAUAGAAACUACUCGAUUGUGGUGGCAUAUAGCAUGCCUGAGUGGAGAAAGCUGUCCGUCGGUUUUCUCAGUUGCUUUUACUGGAUAUAGUGGUUCGAGUCAUCGAACUCUGCUUGGUUU
Messenger RNA from Panicum virgatum (switchgrass), 1519 nucleotides. Its product is annotated as dephospho-CoA kinase. The transcript is spliced from 4 exons. Gene Ontology annotation, biological process: coenzyme A biosynthetic process. Bases 556 to 1248 code for a protein of 230 amino acids. NCBI's taxonomy places the organism in Eukaryota, Viridiplantae, Streptophyta, Magnoliopsida, Poales, Poaceae. The record is from RefSeq and is a predicted model, not a curated record. Gene Ontology annotation, molecular function: dephospho-CoA kinase activity; ATP binding.